Molecule: messenger RNA, 2394 nt
Organism: Euleptes europaea (tarantolino)
Lineage: Eukaryota; Metazoa; Chordata; Lepidosauria; Squamata; Sphaerodactylidae
Gene: H6PD
Product: hexose-6-phosphate dehydrogenase/glucose 1-dehydrogenase
Exons: 4
Coding region: 1-2379 (792 amino acids)
Biological process (GO): glucose metabolic process; pentose-phosphate shunt; pentose-phosphate shunt, oxidative branch
Cellular component (GO): endoplasmic reticulum
Molecular function (GO): glucose-6-phosphate dehydrogenase activity; 6-phosphogluconolactonase activity; NADP binding
Source: RefSeq, a predicted model, not a curated record
AUGUUUCUAACGGCAACACUUGGCACGUUAUUUCUCCUGGGAGUCUUGCCGUCUGCGGCCAGCGAGCGUCAGGGCCACAUUUCUGUGGUCCUCCUAGGUGCCACGGGAGACCUAGCCAAGAAGUACUUGUGGCAGGGGUUCUUCCAACUCUACCUGGAUGAGGUGAGCAAUGGACACACCUUCACGUUCUACGGGGGUGCCCAGGCAGAGCUCGAGCAAGGCCAGAAACUGAUGUUCGAUCGGCUGAAGAGACUGACGUGUCCGUCAGACGUGUCUCCGGACCGGUGUGCCAUGCUGAAGGACCAGUUCCUCAGGCUGACUCAGUACCGCCAGCUUAAGACCGCGGAGGGCUAUGCCACCCUUAACAAGGAAAUUGCUACUCUGCUCAGUCAGGAAGACCUGGAGGAAGCAGGCCGGAUUUUCUACUUCUCCGUGCCCCCUUUUGCCUACGCGGAGAUUGCCCGCCACAUCAACAGCAGCUGCAGGCCACGUCCUGGGGCUUGGCUGCGCGUGGUUCUGGAGAAGCCGUUUGGCCACAAUCUGAAGUCCGCCCAGGCGUUGGCGGAUGAGCUGAAGACAUUCUUCUGGGAAGAGGAGAUGUACCGGGUGGACCAUUACCUUGGCAAGCAGGCUGUGGCCCACAUCUUACCCUUCCGAGACCAGAACCGACGCUAUUUGGACCCGAUCUGGAACAGGCAUCAUGUUGAGAGGGUGGAAAUUGUCUUGAAGGAGACAGUGGAUGUGAAAAAUCGCACCAGCUUCUAUGAAGAAUAUGGGGUCAUUCGUGACGUCCACCAAAACCACCUCACUGAGGCCUUGAUGUUCCUCACCAUGGAGCUCCCAGCGAACGUCAGCAGCUCCAAAGACAUUCUACAGAGCAAGCUGCGGACUUUCCAGUCGCUGCGGGACCUGGAGAAAAGCAGGGCUGUGAUUGGCCAGUAUGAGGGGUACAACAACCACGUGAAGGAGGAGCUACAGAAAGGGCCGGACUAUUUCAGCCGAACGCCCACUUUUGCAGGGGUGCUGAUUAAUCUGGACAGCCUGCGCUGGGAAGGGGUCCCCUUCAUCCUCACCUCGGGAAAAGUCCUGGACGAACGAGUUGGCUACGCCCGCGUCCUCUUCAAGAACCAGGCUUUUUGCACCCAGAACGAAACAGCGUGGGACAGAGAGAGCAGCCAGUGCAAACGCAAGCAGAUCAUUUUCUACAUCGGCCACGGGGAGCUGAAUUCCCCUGCUGUCCUGGUGAGCCGCAACCUCUUUAAGCCCAUCAUGCCGGAAGGCAGCUGGAAGGAAGUCGUGGAUCGCCCAUGGCUGCAUCUGUUUGGACAGCCUCUCUCUGAUUAUUACACGUACGUCCCCGUCAAGGAGAGAGACCCUUAUGCGGUCCUCAUCUCUAGGAUCUACCACGGCAAAAAGGACUCCUUCAUCACCACUGAGAAUCUGCUGGCUUCCUGGGAAUUUUGGAGCCCGUUGCUGGACAGUUUAUCUGGGGAAGCCCCUCGUUUGUACCCAGGGGGCCCACAAAACAAACACCUCCUGGAUUUUGAGAUGGCAGGCGGAGAAGUGUCCUUUGUGGUGAAAGAGGCGCUGGAGGUGAUGCAGGCCAAGGACCAGCAAACUCCGGACCAGUACAAGACUCUCCAGUCCAGAUUCAGGCAAAACCAACUGGUAACCGCUUGGCCGGAAGAACUGAUCAGCCGUCUGGCAUCCGAUAUGGAAGCGGCGGCCGCCAGCGCCGUGGAGAGAUCCGGCCAGUUCCACUUAGCACUUUCUGGCGGAUCGAGCCCGCUGGCCCUUUUCAGGCAGCUGGCCGUGCACCACUACGGUUUCCCCUGGAAGCACACCCACUUGUGGCUGGUGGAUGAACGUUGUGUCCCCCUGACUGACCCGGAGUCCAAUUUCAGGAACCUGCAUGACCAUCUUAUCCAUCAGGUUCGGGUCCCCUACUACAACAUCCACCCCAUGCCUGUCCACCUCAACCGGCGACUCUGUGUGGAGGAUGACAAGGGACCGGAACUGUAUGCCAACGAGAUCGCCGCCUUGGUGACCAACGGCAGUUUUGACCUGGUUCUCCUGGGGGUCGGCAUGGAUGGACACACGGCUUCGCUCUUCCCGCACUCCCUUGUGGGCCUCGAAGGGAGCCCGGACGUGGUGUUCACGGAGAGCCCGGCCAAACCUCACCAGCGCAUGACCCUCAGCUUGCCGUUCAUCAACAAGGCCAAGCGGGUGUCCGUGCUGGUGAUGGGGAGGAGCAAACACGAUAUCGUGACCCUGGUCAGCAGGGUGGGGCACGAGCCCAAGAAAUGGCCCAUUUCUGGGGUCAACCCCAGUUCCGGCCACAUAGCGUGGUAUGUGGACUAUGAAGCUUUAUUCGGAUGAUCUGUCGAAAUCGCU